Kockovaella imperatae is the source of this 605-nucleotide messenger RNA. RefSeq lists its product as hypothetical. Gene Ontology annotation, molecular function: guanyl-nucleotide exchange factor activity; small GTPase binding. The coding region runs from base 11 to 586 and encodes 191 amino acids. Gene Ontology annotation, cellular component: nucleus. The transcript is spliced from 3 exons. NCBI's taxonomy places the organism in Eukaryota, Fungi, Basidiomycota, Tremellomycetes, Tremellales, Cuniculitremaceae. Gene Ontology annotation, biological process: protein import into nucleus. The record is from RefSeq and is a predicted model, not a curated record.
ACAUUAUAUCAUGGAGGUGAGGGAGUUGUUUGGCGGCGCCAUGCGCAUGGAGCUACCGGGGGACUAUAUUGAUGCGAGUGAUCUGCGGCAGAUUCCAGAUAACCAGGAGGUUUUCCUUUCACCAUCGUCGGACACUUCCUUGGUGGUCGAAGUGCUCGACUGGGUCGAAGAGGGCGGGGCAAGAGACAACCUGUGGGAGGCCGUCAAAUUCCACUUUGAAUCCAUCGCACACGACAAUGACUCGCUGGCAUCGACCAUUCUCACUUCAUCCUCAUCCCGACCGAGCCGGCCGACCGGACCACAGACGCCAGAGCCCAUCACUCUGACAGGGACGCAGAGGGUACACAAGUUUUCACACUCGACUGGACCCAGACCCGGACACGAGUCGGAUCAGCCAGAUGAGGUGUUCGUGGGAGUCGCUCUUUGGCGAGUAUGGAUAGAGGGGUCCAGGAAGAAACAAGCGGACGUGGUGUGCAGCGUCAAUGUGAAUAUGAGCAAGGACGAUAAGAAGGAGAUCGAGUCGUGGUGGCUCAAGGCGGUCAAGAGUCUACAGAUAUUGGACUGGGAUUUGUUUGUGGAUGCAUGAUACAACUAUGCGAGGUAAU